GGACCGACCCCCGAGAACUGCUAGUUGAAGAGUGAGCAAAGUGUUUCAGUCGAUGAACACACUUGAUUGGCUAAUCUCUAUCAUAUGUCGUGGUUUCUCGUGAUCAAGAUGAUGUUGCUGACUUGUUUAGUAGCCUCUUUGCUCUCUACAUUAACGAAUGCACAAGAAACCAACAUUCGCCUUGUUAGUGGCUCUACGAUCAGAGUAGGUCGAGUCGAGGUGUUGUACAACGGAGAAUGGGGAACCGUCUGUGAUAGUGGCUGGGACAUGCAGGAUGCCCGGGUAGUCUGUCGAUCUCUUGGAUUUGGUCAGGCACUCGAAGCUGUAUCGGGUGCAGGAUUCGGUGAAGGCACAGGGACUAUUGUUUUGGAUGACGUCAACUGCUCUGGAAAUGAAGAGGACAUUUUCCAGUGCGGAAAUGCCGAACUUGGAAUCAGCAACUGCGGACAUGGACAAGACGCAGGAGUCCGAUGUGCACAAUUCCCAUCAGCUAAUAUCCGUCUGAUCAAUGGGUCCAAUCCUACCGAAGGUCGUGUCGAAGUCUUUUACAACGGAACAUGGGGUACCGUCUGCGAUAGCUAUUGGGAUGACUACGAUGCUCAGGUGGUGUGUCAGAGUCUAGGUUUUGCUGCAUUCGGGGUUGCUAAUUUUAGAGCAACAUUUGGAGAAGGCACGGGACCGAUCUGGAUGACUGAGACUAAAUGUAAAGGAGAUGAAAUGGAUCUCCUAGACUGCCCACACACUAGUCCACCCCACUACUGCGAACACCGCUAUGACGCAGGGGUACAAUGCAACCCAAGAUCAACACUUCGUCUGGUCGGUGGUUCGUCAAAGCUCGAAGGCAGAGUCGAGAUGCAACUCAACGGCCAAUGGGGAUCUGUCUGUACCGAUAAUUGGGAUCGCAACGCAGCCAACAUCGUGUGCCGAAGUCUCGGGCUCGGGCAAGCUCGCUACAUGUACUUUGACUCCGCCUUCGGUGAAAGUAACUUGACGAAUGCUUAUAACUUUGACUGCCAGGGGUUUCAGCCUAGCAUCCUACGUUGCGGUCGGAUUGGUGUCAAUAACUGCCAAUACAGACGUAACGCUGGUGUCCGCUGUUAUGAAGGCAUCUUAGCACCUGUUCGUCUUGCUGGUGGUCCAUCGCUCCAAGAAGGUCGCGUCGAGAUCCUUUACAACGGCGAAUGGGGGACUGUCUGUGACCGUGGCUGGACUGUCUUCGACAAACCUUCCGACAUAGUCUGUCACUCUAUUGGACUAGGUAACGCCGAGGCAACCUAUGGGGGUGGUCGUUAUGAACAGGGUACAGGACCUAUGGUUCUAGAUGAUGUAUUUUGCCCAAUUCCAAGCGUAACUAGCAUCAUACAGUGCAGGAGCGAAGGUUUUGGAGUCGGUUACUGUAACCCCUCGGCAGAAGCUGGGGUACGUUGUGGAAGAAGCCCACAAGCAUCAAUCCGUCUUGCUGGUGGCUCGUCGAGAAACGAGGGGAGGGUGGAAGUUCUCUGGCAAUCACAAUGGGGGACUGUCUGCGAUAAUGGAUGGGACCUGACUGAUGCCAACGUAGUCUGUCGAACUCUUGGACUCGGUCCUGCACUCGAAGCCAUCUCUUAUGCUGGCUUUGGUCAAGGAGCAUGGGCGAUCGUUCUGGAUAAUGUGAACUGUACUGGGGAUGAAGACAGCGUCUUUCAGUGCCAACAUGCUGGUAUGGGUGUCCAUGAUUGCGAACAUGGAGAAGAUGCAGGGGUUCGUUGUGCCCCUAGCCCAUUAGGAUCAGUACGUGUUGUCAAUGGCUCAUCAAGAUACGAAGGCCGAGUCGAAGUCUAUUACGACGGAAAAUGGGGAACCGUCUGCGACGAUUUUUGGGAUGACACCGAUGCUAGUGUCGUUUGUCGGAUGCUUGGUUUGGGCGAUAACGGAACUGCCGUCGGUUGCUCUACCUACGGGGAAGGUUCUGGAGAUAUCGUUCUUGACAAUGUGAGGUGUUUGGGAAAUGAGACGGAUCUCUACUCCUGCCCCAGUAAUCGUCCACUCCGACACGAUUGCAAGCAUUCGGAGGACGCGGGAGUGCAGUGUCUCAAUACACGAGCUAUUCGUCUUGUCGACGGGCCAUCAAACAGCGAGGGUCGCAUCGAGGUCCUAUACAACGGCACUUGGGGAACCGUCUGCCAUGACCAAUAUGACAUGAACGCUGCCUACGUCGCGUGCCGUUCUCUCGGCUUCAACUACGCUCUCGAAGCCGUCAGAUAUGCUGGGUUCGGGAAGGGCACAGGUCCGGUGAUUCUUGAUGACGUUCGGUGUUACGGUGCUGAAGAGGACCUUUUCCAUUGCAGUCAUAGAGCUCCUUUUGAUAACAUUUGUCAACACCAUAAAGACGCUGGAGUGCGUUGUUAUUCCGGAAGCACACCAACACCCAUCCGUCUAGUUGGUGACUCAUCUGAUACCGCAGGACGAGUCGAGAUAUCACACAACGGACAAUGGGGGACAGUCUGUCAUGAUGGCUGGGACAAUGACGAUGCAACUGUGGUGUGCCGUAGCCUGGGUCUUGGUACCAACGGAGUAGCUUUCAGUUAUGCUCACUUUGGUGAGGGUUCUGGAGAGGUUAUACUUGCCAAUCUCCGAUGUACUGGUGAUGAAUCGGAUCUUAUGGCCUGCCCCGGCACUGGACCGCUCAACAACAGGUGCUUACAUUUCCAGGAUGCCGGAGUACGCUGUCUCUGAGACGAUGCUGACUGGUAGUACACAUCGCCGGUCUAGCCGAAGACAAGCCAAGUUUACCAAUCUUGGCACAUA
Molecule: messenger RNA, 2787 nt
Organism: Strongylocentrotus purpuratus (purple sea urchin)
Lineage: Eukaryota; Metazoa; Echinodermata; Echinoidea; Camarodonta; Strongylocentrotidae
Product: deleted in malignant brain tumors 1 protein-like
Exons: 11
Coding region: 85-2715 (876 amino acids)
Cellular component (GO): membrane
Source: RefSeq, a predicted model, not a curated record